Patiria miniata (bat star) is the source of this 3864-nucleotide messenger RNA. Its product is annotated as rasGAP-activating-like protein 1. The transcript is spliced from 12 exons. Gene Ontology annotation, biological process: regulation of GTPase activity; intracellular signal transduction. NCBI's taxonomy places the organism in Eukaryota, Metazoa, Echinodermata, Asteroidea, Valvatida, Asterinidae. The record is from RefSeq and is a predicted model, not a curated record. The coding region runs from base 1 to 1557 and encodes 518 amino acids.
AUGAGUACUUUUACUUCCGAGUCCGAUAUCAACACUCUCUUCCGAGGCAACUCGCUGGCCACCAAAUGCUUUGAUCAGUUCAUGAAGCUGGUGGGUAUGCCGUACCUACUGGAGACCCUACAGCCCAUUGUAGACACUAUCUAUGAGGAGAAGAAACACGUGGAGCUGGACCCUUGUAAAGUGGGCAGUAUUAGAAGACGAGUGAGCAUGAAGAAUCGCUCUGAGGGCUACCUCCUUGAACACAGCGCGACAAUAAUCACAGAGUAUCUGGCCUCCAUCGUCAACUGCAUCUUGGUAUCGGUCGACCGAUGUCCUCCCAUCCUCAGGAUGGCUCUCAAGCAGCUCAGACAGAGAGUGGAGAGCAAAUUCCCUGAUAACGACUCGGAAUGCAAGUAUCUGUGCCUGUCUGGUUUCCUCUUCCUGCGGUUCUUUGCUCCAGCCAUCCUGUCUCCCAAGCUCUUCUUCCUCAGGGAUCAGCAUCCAGACAAAUAUGUCGGAAGGACACUGACACUCCUUGCCAAGGCUGUGCAGACCAUAGGCAACCUGGGUAUCAAGAGCGGCAAGGAGCACUGGAUGCAACCCCUCGGCCCUCUCAUCCAAGACAGCGUCAGCCGCAUCAAGGACUUCCUAGACACUUUACUUGAUAUCGAGGAAACUGAGAGUGCCAAGCAUGAGUUUGCCAUAGCAGUUCCAAAUCGCGAGGCCCAGAAGCGCAGUAUCUUCCACCGCACCGUCACCAUCAAGGAGGGUUUUCUGAAGAAGCGACGAGCUGAGGACGUGUCUGUCAUCACGCCCUUCACCUUCAAGAAACGUUACUUCUGGCUGAGCUACGACAGCCUGUCUUAUGCCAAGCAUGCCGAGGACCAGGUGCGUAACACCAUCUUGAUGGAGUGGGUGUGUAUUGUGGAGUGUGUAGAUGAGGCUGCCUUCCAGUCAGACCACCUGAUACAGAUCAUAUACCAUGAUGCCCAAGGAGGUCUGAAGACACUCUAUCUGCAAGCAAAGGAUGUGAAUGAGCAGCAGCAGUGGUUAUCUGCAAUCCGUAAGACGUGUGUCUCCAACGCCAAGAUGCUCCACACAUUCCACCCUGGUGCCUUCCGAGGGUCCAAAUGGACCUGCUGCCUACAGUCCAGCAGAACACCAUAUGUUGGAUGCAGUCGGGCCCAUAAUGCAGCAACGCUGGGUGACUGGAGAGAUCCCUUAGAUCCGGACGUAGAGGCGCAGAUUAUAUUCAGUCAACUCAGACUAGGCAAAGACGUCUUGAGGAAAAAGUAUUUGGAAGAAUCGGAUGCAGGGAGUGCUGUGUUGAGGGGUGAUCCCGAGGAGGAUUCAGGCAAUGGUACGGAAGAUGACAUCAACUCAGCCGCUGUAGUAACCAACUCAGACAAUGGUGCAGUGAGACCGCACAAGCCUUGCCACAAGACGGUCUCGUACCACGACUCACGCAUGGCCUCUGCUGCCACACUCAUAGAUGUCAUCAAUGACCUGGAGAAAGCACAUCUUGCCUUUGAGAGACGAGCGUUGGAGGCAAAGCAAGAAAAAGACCUACGCGCCUGAAAAAAACAACAAAAAAAAACGAAUACCAGGGAUCCAGAAGUUUCAUUGAAAAAAAUUGUCUGGGUAAUUUUUUGUGUAAAUAGUUGAGAAUUUGUUAAAACCAAUUUUUUGUGUGCAAUGGAUGAAGGGCUAUACAUUUCAAUGCUGCGUAUGAUUUGGUCUCAUCUUUGUGUGUAAGUCUGCAUAAUUUGUCAAGUUGCAGCCAGGAAGAUUGACCCGCACAAAAGAUGCGUAACUAUUUAAGGCAUUGGACAGCUGUCUUUUGCUUCUGUUUCUGCUCAAUACUGUGCAAUCACCUCCAUUUGGCGGUUAUCACGCACAGGUCAGUGUGGAAAUGUAGCCAGCUAAAUUUCUGUCUUGUAUAAACUCUACUUUCCUAGGCAUGAGGUGAAGAUUAUUUUCAUUAUCCAUUUCUGAUAUUUCUACUGAACACCUUUUUCUUUGCUUAUAGAUCAAAAUGAUUUUGUUUUGUCUUAAAGAAGGCAUGCUUUGGUUCCUAAGAUUUACAUUAUUAUCUCUUAUGUUAAUGAAUUAUGAUGAGGGAUACUAAAACUUCUUAUGAAUGGCAAGAUGUAAAUUAGACUGUGAUACCUUACUCCCUCCCCACAUCCAUUCACUUUGUUUUGGUUUUGAUGGGUCAAGGACUGUACAGCUUCAGCACUUAUACUGUACAUGGGCUUCAUCCUAACAGGCCAUUGGAUUCAAGAUGUAUUCCUUGUGCCAUUUUCGAUUAUUGUCCCCCCUAAAAGAUUACUUUUCUACAUAUAGCUAUUUUUCUAGCAAUACAAAGUUAUUCACAUUCACAUGAGAAAUCGAACCCCCCCCCCCAAAAAAAUAAAUUGGCCAAUGUUUACUCCAGGCAUGCAACUACGAAUUUAGAAAAAAACGAGGAAACCACACAAGACUUUGUACAGUAUUUUUCAAUUUGUAAUGGCAUUCAUGACUCAUGAGAAGUAAAAAAAAAACAAGGAAAUCAGUGGACCCCAGGAAAAUUGCGUGCCUGUUAGUUAUUGAAUUAUUACUUGAAAAGUUUGAAUUAUUGGCUGCCAGAGGAUAAUUCCAUUUAUGCAGGAUAGGCUUGGUUCCCCUCCCACUAUCAGUAUCGAUAAUGUACAGACCGGGAGACAGUCUGCUCGCAAAAUGGAUCUGUUUGUGCCCAAAACAAAACAAAAAAAAUUUCAGAGAGUUGUAGACAUCCAAAAAAGGAAACAAGGAUUUUUUUGUUUUGUUGGAAUAAAAGAUAUAAGUUGAACAUUUAUUAAACGAGAACAAAAGUUGAAUUUGUUGAAGAGAACGGGGAAUGCACCUUUAACUCGGUGUGAGUUUUUUUUAUGGGUUUUUGUUUAGAUUAGUAAAACUAAUGAGAAACGUGGCAGCAUUUGGCAUAAUUGCCUUUUUCAGCUUUCUUACACUUAUACAUCUAACAGGUAUGGCAAGUGAUAUGCAUGUUUAUCAACAGGGUUUUGAAAUAUUAACCAUGCGUGUAUCUUUUCAAAAGUAUUGUUAAACAAAUGUACUGCUCUUCACACGUUGUAACAGAAUAUACAUUUUUCUGUUAUUAGUUUCUACACAAAUGUACCUUCAUUUCUUCAAGUCGUAUGUUACACCAGGUCUAUUUAACAACAUCUGAGAACACAAGCUUUCAAAUGUACAACAGCAUUUUCUGCACAUCGGUAAUAUUAUUUCGACUCCUGAUGUAAAUUAUUACUUGUGUUGUCUUUUUGACAAUCUGUAGCACAUAAGCUCGUUACUAAAGAAAAAUCAGAAAUUGUUCAGAAAUUUUUAAAAUCCCUGAUAAUGCUUAUAAUGUAAGAUAUUGAUGCUCGGUGUAAACACCAGUGAAUCAUUGUGUUGUUUAAUAUAAAUAAUGAGAUUACUCAAUUUCAAAUUCUAUUUAAAAAUGUAUUACAUUUUGCCAGAUCAGAAAUAUGAAUAUUAAUAUAUACUGGAUCUUGUUAAAAUAUUUUCAGAGAAGAAAUUAAAAAAGAAAAGUAAUAUAUUUUCCGAAUCGUGUUUAGGAGCUGCUACAUAUAUUAUGGUUGCUAUUCUUUAUGCAUUUGAAUCCCAUCAGUAUUUUAUUCAAUUAUAGCCUUGAUUUAUUUGUAUGUAAAUACUUCAAAGAUUUGUUUAUUCAUGACAAGAAUAUUAUUUUAUAUAUUCAGGAUGAGUGUAACUCAACUGUAUUGCGUAUGAUUUGGGGAAAAAACAGGCCCUUUUAUUGUGGGUAUAACAGUGUUGGUGCUCAAAAUCGCACGGUAGUACAAUUAUGCUGAACUGCAAGGAGAUUAAACUGACGCAGAUGAUAUA